Lytechinus variegatus (green sea urchin) is the source of this 2615-nucleotide messenger RNA. RefSeq names its product rho-related GTP-binding protein RhoA-B-like. Gene Ontology annotation, biological process: cell migration; small GTPase-mediated signal transduction. The coding region runs from base 178 to 984 and encodes 268 amino acids. The record is from RefSeq and is a predicted model, not a curated record. The transcript has 5 exons. Lineage: Eukaryota; Metazoa; Echinodermata; Echinoidea; Temnopleuroida; Toxopneustidae. Gene Ontology annotation, molecular function: GTPase activity; GTP binding.
CAAAGACAUGCCCGCUAUCAGCUGCGAAGUGUCAUCUUCGAAUCUCGAUCUGACUGCCUUGGAAAAUUCAAGUAAAAGGCUUAUUAAACAGAUGAAUUGUUCUGGAAACACAUAAUACGUCAAAUUCUUCAUAAGAGUUAAUCAGAUUUCAGUGAUUAGGUGUAUUGGUAUAUCAAUAUGUCAUCUAGAUCUCGAUUUAGCUUUGAUUUUGGUGACGGUUCGAGAAGGCCCCGUCAGAAGCUGACUCGCCAGCACUCCAUGAGUGCCCUCACGGAGACUGUCCGGUGCAAAGCCGUCAUGGUCGGCGAGCCGCAGUCGGGCAAAAGUGCUUUGAUCAACACGUUUUUGGGAAAGGAUCGCCUGAUCGAGAUUUACAAGCCCACAACAUUUGAUCGAUAUACAACUGUCCUGGACUUUGAUGAUAAACACCACGUAGAACUCAAUGUAUGGGACACUGGAGGAAAGCCAGAGUAUGACUUUCUACGCCCACUUGCUUAUCAGGACACUGAUGUUGUUAUUAUAUGCUUUGACAUCUCGGAACCAACCACCCUAGAUUGCAUCUCACAGAGGUGGUUCCCAGAGAUCCGUAAACACUGUCCGAAGUGUCCGGUGAUUGUCGCUGGAUGCAAGUCCGAUCUACGCAACGACAUCCACGUUAUGACCAGGCUUACGGAGAUGAAGAUGAUUCCAGUGUCACAUGAUAAGGGUAGCACGUUGGCAUCCCAGAUCGGAGCCGUUGCGUACGUAGAGAGCUCUGCGAGAACCAACUCAUCAGGGGUACGAGAGGUCUUCGAGAUGGCCGCCUUAGCGUCAAUCGGCAAACUCAAUCUACAAAAAUCAUAUGUGGACUUACCGAAUGAAAGCAAAAGACUUUCUAUUACCGAAUCUCUGAGGUUCAGGAAAAGGGCAGAGGUAAUAACGCCGAAAGUGAGAGUGAAAUCGAUGGUGCUGGACAAAGAUCGGAAGUCGUGCUUGGUCAUGUGAUCAGAAAAAAAGUUGCAGCUUCUCAUGGAUUGAAUUCAGAUUUGAAUUCACAAGGAAUCAUUUUGAAGAUUGUAAGUAAACUCUCAUCCUGGAAUGAAAGAUUUAGAUGCAAGCCUAGUCCAGGACCAGGAGAAUGAGACCUAAUUUUGAAUGAAGUUGUGAUGGAACAACUCUGUCUUGGCAGGACCAAGACUAACAGGAAUACUUCAGAAGAGAUCUGUGUGAAUAUUGUUAAUGAAUAGUAAUAUUCCAAUUUAGGAGAUUAAGGAAUCCAGAGAUUAUUUUUUUAAAUAAAGAAGUUCUGCAAUUCAUUUGAGGAUCCUUAAGCCCUGUCACUAAAGUCUGCUCAUAAAGAUGUGUUGACAUAUCUACUCCAUCAGGAAUGGCUGGAUCUAGUGUGGACAGUGGAAGCAUCAUGGUGUAGCGGUUCUGACUCUCGAUUUGUAAUCCAAAGGGUUAUGUGAUCGAACCCCACCGCAGCCUAGCGUCCUGUGGCAAGGCGUCAAUCCACAAUUUGCCACUCUCCCCCCAGGUGUUAAAUGGGUACCUGGUAGGAUGAAAAAGCCUAUAUAGUAAUGCCUAGCAAUCGAGUAUUGAAAUUCUUGUUAGAAUGCUCCCCAGGUAGUGGGGAAAGUGCAUACAUUGUGUGUAGGCAUGCCAAGAUCAGAUGACCGGAGUAAUAAUAUAUAUGUAUAGCGCAUAGAAGUUGUUCCAAUGUAUUAAGUGCUAUAUUAAAGCGGAAUAUUAUUAAUUUUGUUGUUAUUAUCCAAAUGAACGGCUGAAGAUUGACAAGUGCUGAUGUUUUUCAGAUGGCCUGGUCCUAAUGAUCAGGCAAAGAAAUAAAAAUGUGUUUCAUUACAAUGUACAUGUACGUUAUCAUGAUUGCAAAUUUGUGAUCAUUCCUCAUAAACUUUGAUCAUGGUCAUAAAGUUUCUUCUAUAACAUGUAUACAUUAAAAGUGUAUGUGCUCCUAUAACCAACACUAUAUACUCUUAUAACUCCUAUAACCAUAACAAAAUUGCCAAAUCAAAACUGAAAUCUGAAUGGGAUCAUUCUUGCCAUUUUCUUUGCCAAUUUACAAAUUUUUUUUUGCUAUCUAGAUGAUGUUUGAGAAUGCUAUACAAUUUAGCCAGUACUUUCCUUUUUUGUUAGAAAAGCAAAUCAUAACAUGCUAUCUAGCUGAUGUUCGAAAAUGCUAUACAAUUUAGCCAGUACUUUCCCUUUUUUGUUAGAAAUGCAAAUCAUAACAGCUCUACCAGUUACAGCUCUCGAUGAGGGAGAGAUUCCAUUAGAAAGCCCAUUUGUAAUGCCCUUUCACAUAUGGUCUGGGCCCCUGGGGUCAUUGUAGGGUGGCUGUUAGGUGAUCUUUUCCCUGAUCUUGUCCUAAUCAAUUUUUGUAUGAUUUCGCAAUCGAUUUUGUUUAAAAGAUCAUUAAAAAUGUAGCCAACCAUAGAGGUGUCUUACAUGUAUAUGAUUGACGUAGGAUCAUUGCAUUAUCAGUGCAAGGGCACCAUACAAUUGGUGCAGAAGCAUAAAGAUGUCUGUACAGGGUGACCAGGGGCCUGUAACACAAAACUGAGCAAUGAUCGUAGAACACUUUUCUACGAUCGAUUGCAUUGACUACAGUGUAC